This is a messenger RNA of Ochotona curzoniae (black-lipped pika), 3531 nucleotides long. RefSeq names its product cordon-bleu WH2 repeat protein (gene COBL). Lineage: Eukaryota; Metazoa; Chordata; Mammalia; Lagomorpha; Ochotonidae. Bases 1 to 3531 code for a protein of 1176 amino acids. Gene Ontology annotation, cellular component: axonal growth cone; actin filament; dendritic growth cone. The record is from RefSeq and is a predicted model, not a curated record. The transcript has 19 exons. Gene Ontology annotation, molecular function: actin monomer binding. Gene Ontology annotation, biological process: actin filament network formation; actin filament polymerization.
AUGGCCAUGCCAGCAUCAGGCAUCAGCGGUGGUUGCCCAGCUCUGCCCGACUCGGGCCGGCGACUCUGGUACCGAGACGAGCACACCGCCUUCGGGAGCCCAGCGGCUCGAGCACCCUCGCGGCGGCCGUCCGCCCGCUCGCCCAGCGACCCCGGCCGACGCGCGCGGCCCAGCCCGGCCCUGGCGGGCGCGCGCGGGGCGGAGGCGGCGCUCGGGGGGCGCGGCGCCGCUCGCGUGGGAGGACGAUGGGUCAGCGCGGAAAAAGUGAAUGAGGCCGGCGGCCGCGGCCAGUGCCUAGCCCGGCCGGCCCGCGCCAUGGACGCGCAGCGCGCCUCGGCGGCCAAGCCCCCGAGCGGGAAGAAGAUGAAGGCCCGGGCUCCCCCACCCCCGGGGAAUCCGGCCCUCCUGAACACCCUGGACAAGCAGAGGCCUCUGGGAAGCUCUGACCUCAGCCUGCAGUCAAACCUGGCCCCGGUUAGGGAUGGGCCAUUGACCCUCACUGUGGUUCUGCCCAGUGGGCUGGAGAAGCAGAGUGUGGUCAGCAGCAGCCAGGCCAUGAUGGACCUUCUGGUUGAGUUGUGCCUUCAGAACCACUUGAACCCGUCUCACCACGCCCUGGAGGCCCGGUCUGCAGAGACGCAGCAGGCGCUGAGCUUCAAGCCCAACACCUUGCUCGGGACUCUGAACAUACACACAGUGCAUCUGAAAGAGAAGGUCGCGGAGGAGAAGGUGACAGCUGUCCCUCCCAAGGUGCCCGAGAAAUCUAUGCGCCUGGUGGUGAACUACCUGCGGACACAGAAAGCUGUUGUGCGUGUGAGCCCUGAGGUCCCACUCCAGAACAUUCUGCCCAUCAUUUGUGCAAAGUGUAACGUUAGUCCAGACCACGUGGUUCUGCUCAGGGACAACAUCAACGGGGAGGAGCUGGAGCUGUCCAAGUCACUGAACGAGCUGGGACUGAAGGAGCUGUACGCCUGGGACAACAGAGGAGGGACUUUCAGAAAAUCCUCACUUGGCAAUGAAGAGACCGAUAAAGAGAAGAAAAUCCUGGGAUUUUUCAAAGCUAACCGAAGAAGCAGUCAUAAGGCUGAGCAGCUCGGACCUUCAGGUGCACAGAGUGAUGAGGACGCCUCGCAGCCGGCCACGGGACAAGGCCUGAACGGCUGCUUGACAACACCCAACUCCCCAUCCAUGUCCUCCCGUUCCAUGACGCUAGGUCCGUCCCUCUCUCUGGGCAAUGUCUCAGGAGUGUCCCUGAGAUCGGAGAAGAAGCGCCGGGCCCCACCCCCUCCGAGCGCCAGACCACCUGCACAGGACAAAGUGUCAGAAAAGGUGUCGCUGGGGUCGCAGAUAGACUUGCAGAAGAAGAAGCGGCGGGCCCCCGCGCCCCCUCCACCGCAGCCGCCCAGCCCCGUGGUGCCCACGCGCACUCAGGACAUGGAAGAGAAGCGGAAGAGCGCCGUGGGCAUUGGACGGCAGGUGCCACAGAAGCCUCCCAGGGGCUCUGCCCGAGGCCUACCCCAGUUAGUGCUGCCCCCACCCCCGCCCUACCCUCCUCCAGACACAGACGCAGUGGAGCCUCUUGGCGUUCCCGGGGAAGGCACCGGUUCCGAGGCCUCGGACCUGAGGUCCACACUGAGCCUGUCCCUGGGCCCUGGCAGGCAGGGCGGCGUGGAUGGAGCUGAGGAGACAGUGUCUGUGGGCAGCUGCUUCGCCUCGGAGGACACAACAGAGGACUCGGGGGUGCUGAGCUCCCCCUCCGAUGUCAUCUCCCUCGACUCACAGCACGACAGCCUCAAGUCCAAAGACAAGUGGGCCACUGACCAGGAAGAUAGCAGUGACCAGGACGUGGCAGGAACUCCAGAGCUGGGACCCCCAAGCAGCCCACUGUGGGGCAGGAACAGCCCUGGGGGCAUGGACCGCAGAACUGGAAGAGCGGACACAGCCACAGGCAACGGCAACUUCUUCCUUACCACACAGUUCCAGAGAACGCUGCCAGAGUUCAAGGGAGACCUGGAAGAGAUGGAGGAGAGCUACGGGACAGACAGCAGCUCGCUGACCAGCUCCAGCAACAGUGUGUCCCCUCACUAUGUGCGGGAGAUGCUGGUCUCCAAUGGUGAUGUGGACACAAUCCCUGUGACCUUCAUAGGGGAGGUGCCAGACGAUCCUGUGGACCUGGGCGUGUUGUGCAACACAAACAACAAUGCCGGCUCCUUUGGUACAGAGCCGCUGGGCAGGAUGGACAGUGGGGCUGGCAGUGCUGUCUCAGCCACACUGGCCUGGCACCAGCGAGGCCGCACCCUGGGAGGAAGCUCUGGCCCUCGGUCUGGCCUCACCACCUACAAGAUUGUGCCCUCCAAGUCAGAGACAAGGCAGUAUGACAGAGCCGGCUCCUUGUCCACGGGCGCCAUCUUGAUCAAUGAGCUCGGGGACCUGGUGAAUCCCCACACCAACAUGAGCAGGACCUUCCCAUCAGUCCCCACCACCCUGGACACAGAUCCCCAGCCCAUGGAGAGAAUCAGGGAAUUCUGGAGAACCAGCUCUGCUGAGAAGCCCUUGGACCCAGCCACGAGACCACUGACAACCCUUGCUUCUGCCUGGCCAGCUCAACAGCAACCAGACCAUCAGCCGAGAGCAAUGCCCAUGCCCACAGCAGUGCCAGCACCACGGCCACACUCUACCACCCAGGAAGCAGGGGUGACCCUGGAGGAAGGGCAGGGCCGGCUGCUGUCCACUGUCACUUGUCACACAAAGGAGCCAGCCGCUGGUGGUACGGAGGUCACUUUCCUCCGGCCCCAGAGGAGAACAUCCAGCCAGUAUGUGGCCAAUGCCAUUACCAGACGAAUAGGGCCUCCCAAGGCCCCCAUCCCUUCUGGGAAGCUGCACAGCCUUUCCCAGAAGGGCCGAGAAGGCCAAACCUCCUCUGGCUCCCGCUCGGUGCUGCUGAACGGCUCUGCCUGUGCCCUAGGCAGCACCCCAGAAAGGGAGGGAGCACCGGGUCCCUUACCCUCAGGGGCGAGCGAGACAGAUGGGGUCACACCCCUCAGCAUCUUUGGGCCGAAGAAGAAGUUCCGACCUGUGGUGCAGCGGCCAGCCCCCGAGGACACGUCCCUGCACAGCGCGCUGAUGGAGGCCAUCCACUCUGCAGGGGGUACACAGAAGCUGCGCAAGACUGCAGAGCUUGGCUUGGAGCGAGGCCCCAAGAAGCCAUCCUACACAGAGGCGGAGAGCGAGCGGUCAGCGCUGCUGGCAGCCAUCCGUGGGCACAGUGGUACCCACAGCCUGAGGAAGGUGUCAUCCUCGGCCGCUGAGGAGCUCCAGGGCUUCCGGGAUGCAGCACGCUCCACACCAGGCCCAGAAGCUCCUCCACCCCCGCCAGUCCUGCUCGCCCCUGCCCCGCCGGGGUCAGGAGCACCCUCCAGACCCCACACAGGCACCUCCGACAGCCCAGUGGAUGCCAGGCAGGCCCUGAUGGCUGCCAUUCGUUCUGGCACCGGAGCUGCUAGGUUGAAGAAGGUGCCCCUGCUGGUGUGA